GCAGAGUCUCACCGACUCCACCAGGAACCGUCUCACAGCUUCAACACUUCGACCCUGGACCCUCCUCCUCCUCCUCCUCCUCUUCCUCCUCCUCCUCCUCCGCCGCUGCGGCUCAUGGAGGAUCCGUCUGUCCGCAGCCCGUAGAGAGACACCAGCCGGGGGGACUCCAACUGAAGACAAGCCGCAGACAUGAGCUUUUUCUCCGGAGGCGGAGCGGCGCUGCUGCUGCUGCUGCUGCUCGGCCGCUGCUGCUGCACCAGUCCCGGCAGGAGAGUGUGUCAGGGGAUGAGUAACCAGCUGACGUUGUUGGGGACUCGUGAAAAUCACUACGACAACAUGGUGCGGAUGUACUCCAACUGCUCCGUCGUCAUGGAGAACCUGGAGGUCACCUACGCUCUGGAGCACCAGGACCUGUCCUUCCUCCAGUCUAUACAGGAAGUCAGCGGCUACGUCCUGAUCGCCAUGAACGAGGCCGCGACCGUCCCGUUGGUCAAUCUGAGGCUGAUCCGAGGUCAGAACCUCUACGAAGGCCAGUUCGCUCUGCUGGUCAUGUCCAACUACAACAGGAACCUGUCGUCUGCAACGCUCAACUACACCAGCGGCCUGAGACAGCUGCAGCUCAGCAGCCUGACCGAGGUCCUGAAAGGAGGGGUGAAGAUGACCCACAAUCCUUUGCUGUGUAACACUGAGACCAUCCAGUGGUGGGACAUCCUGGACAAAAACAGCAAUCCCAUGAUGCUUUUCAAGAUGGACACAUUUGCCCGUCAAUGUGAGAAGUGUGACCCGGGGUGUGUUAACGGUUCGUGUUGGGCGGCAGGACCGGAUCACUGUCAGAGAUUCACGAAGUCUCAGUGUGCGGAGCAGUGCAGCGGGAGGUGUCGGGGGCCCAAACCCAGCGACUGCUGCAACGAACACUGUGCUGCCGGCUGCACUGGACCCCGAGCCACCGACUGCCUGGCCUGCAGGGACUUUAAUGACGACGGGACGUGUAAAGAUACUUGUCCUCCGCUGAAACUCUACGACCCCAAAACUCACCAGGUGGUCAACAACCCCAACGCCAAGUUCACCUUCGGGGCAACCUGCGUCAAGGCCUGCCCACAUAACUACGUGGUGACGGACGGCUCAUGUGUUCGAACCUGCGGCGCCGGAAUGUACGAGGUGGAGGAGAACGGAGUCCAACGCUGCAAAGCUUGUGAUGGACCCUGUCCCAAAGCCUGUGACGGAGUCGGGGUCGGCUCUCUGAUCAAAACCAUGGCAGUGAACGCCUCCAACAUCGAAUCCUUCAGGAACUGCACUAAAAUCAACGGGGACAUCUCGCUCAUUGAAACCUCGUUCACCGGGGACGCACACUAUAAAAUCCCGCCCAUGGCCCCGGAGAAGCUGGAGUACUUCAGGACAGUGAGGGAGAUCACCGGGUUCCUGCUGAUCCAGUCCUGGCCGGAGAAUCUGACCUCGCUGUCGGUGUUCGAGAACCUGGAGAUCAUCCGAGGGAGAACGACGCGCUCUCUCCACAGUCUGGCGGUGGUGAGAGCGAAGCACCUGCGCUGGCUGGGUCUGCGCUCUCUGAAGGAGGUGAGCGCUGGGAAGGUGAUGCUGAAGGACAACCCUCAGCUCUGCUACGCCCAACGCGAGCUGUGGCUCCGCCUCUUCCGAUCCGCCGACCAGACCAUCAGCGUACGCAACAACGCUCCCGUCGACGACUGCGAACAGCAGAAUCGAACCUGUGACGAGCAGUGCACAGCCGGGGGCUGCUGGGGGCCAGGUCCGACCAUGUGUGUCUCCUGUCGCCACUUUGACCGUAGGGGGCGCUGUGUGCCGUUCUGUCACCUGCUGCAGGGUGAACCCAGAGAGGUUGAGGUGAACAGCAGCUGCGUCGAGUGUCACCCGGAGUGUCUGCUGAAGACCGGGAUCCCGACCUGCCGCGGGCCGGGUCCGGACCAGUGUUCCCAGUGCGCCCAUUUUAAAGACGGCCCUCACUGCGUGUGGCGCUGUCCCCACGGUUUCCCGGGAGACGGAGACACGCUGAUCUGGAAAUACCCCGACAGCACGGGCCAGUGCCAGUCCUGCCACCAGAACUGCACCCAGGGGUGUUCAGGUCCUGGACUGUCGGGAUGCACAGGGGCCGCCACACACUCCACGUUGGCGGCGGGUGUGGUUGGCGGGCUCUUGGUCGCCGUCAUCGUGUCGUUGGUCAUCUUUGUGUUGCUACGGCGACGGCGAAUCAGGAGGAAGAGGACACUGCGGCGACUGCUGCAGGAGAGAGAGCUGGUGGAGCCGCUGACUCCGAGCGGUGAAGCUCCCAACCAGGCGCUGCUCAGGAUCCUGAAGGAGACGGAGUUUAAGAAGGUCCGGGUGCUCGGCUCCGGGGCCUUUGGGACCGUCUUCAAGGGUCUGUGGAUCCCUGAGGGAGAGAACGUGAAGAUCCCAGUAGCCAUCAAAGUUCUCAGAGAGGCCACAUCACCUAAAGCCAACCAAGAAAUCCUGGAUGAGGCGUAUGUAAUGGCGAGCGUGGAUCACCCUCACGUGUGUCGUCUGCUGGGAAUCUGCCUGACGUCGUCGGUCCAGCUGGUGACUCAGCUGAUGCCGUACGGCUGCUUGCUGGACUACGUCCGGCACCACAGGGACCACGUCGGCGCCCAGUGGCUGCUCAACUGGUGUGUCCAGAUCGCCAAGGGGAUGAGCUACCUGGAGGAUCGGCACCUGGUGCAUCGAGACCUGGCGGCGAGGAACGUCCUGGUGAAAACUCCUAACCACGUCAAGAUCACAGACUUCGGCCUCGCCAAGCUGCUGACGGCUGAUGAGAAGGAGUAUCACGCUGACGGAGGAAAGGUUCCCAUUAAGUGGAUGGCGUUGGAGUCGAUCCUCCAGUGGACGUACACACAUCAGAGUGACGUCUGGAGCUACGGUGUGACCGUGUGGGAGCUGAUGACGUUCGGCUCCAAGCCGUACGACGGUAUCCCGGCCAGUGAGAUCGCCUCGGUGCUGGAGAGAGGAGACCGGCUGCCGCAGCCGCCCAUCUGCACCAUCGACGUCUACAUGAUCAUGGUCAAAUGUUGGAUGAUCGAGCCGUCCAGUCGCCCCCGGUUCAGAGAGCUGAUAGUGGAGUUCUCUAAAAUGGCCAGAGACCCGUCCAGAUACCUGGUCAUACAGGGUGACCUUCCCAGUCCGUCAGACAGCAGGUUUUACUCUCGCCUGCUGAGCUCAGACGACACGGAGGGUGUGGUCGACGGUGAAGAAUACCUGCUCCCUUACAAAGGAGUGGGUAACCAUGACAACCAUCCCUGCAAUGCCACGAACGGUCAUCCAGUCAGAGAGAACAGCAUCGCUCUGCGAUACAUCACUGACCCAACUCACAACGCGCUGGAUAAGGAAGACUUCCCCAGCCAUGAGUACAUGAACCAGAGUGUGAGUGACACCAGCCGGAGCAGCAGACUGUCUGAGGUUUUGAAUCCCAACUAUGAGGACCUCAGCCUGAGCUGGGGCGCCGCCUCACUUUCCUUCCCACAGGCGGAUCUGAAGCCCUCAAGCCGAGUUCCCGAGGGACCAGAAUACCUGAACACCGCCCAGAACUCACUUCCCCUGCCCAUCGGCGACAGCCUCGACAACCCCGACUACCAGGCCGACUUCCUGCCCCAGGCCGCCACAGCUACUUCUUUAAGCGGUAACGGUGUGUUCCUCCCGGCAGCGGAGAACCUGGAGUACCUGGGUCUGGGAGCUGCACUGCACGCACCUGUCCGCUAGAGGGCGGCAACCUUCAGACAUGCAAACUGAAGCUGUGGCCUCCUUUGAUUCAGGCUGCUGACAGUAUUUAAUUUAGCUUUUUGAACUGUUGAUUUGUUCAGGAAAACGCUGACUCAUCACAUUCUGCAGCUACACUGGAACUGAACCUGCGCACCAUGUGUUGCUCAACGGCACUGAGACAGCUGUUGGUGAGGAAGCCCAGAGCCAGACUCUUUCCUUCUGCUCACAAACCGGACGUUUCCUUCAACUUUUAAGUUGCUGCAUGAACUUGUUGGGGGAACGCCACGGAAACCAAACAGCUGUCGAGACGCAACUUUCUCAACAAAACCCACAGAAACGUUGUUCUCCACAACAACGUCGUUAAUCAGCUGCCGGAGGAUCCAGACACAAACGGAGGCGUAAAAACACAUGAAAUCCCUGUUUUCAUCUUUCCUCUGCAUCCUUCCCUCAGUUUGUGCAUGAGCAGGUUUGUUGAACAGGAGCAUGAUGGAAAUAAAAUAAGGACGUUGUUUUAAGGAAUAAAAAGACGUUUGCAAAUGUUCACAGGUUUAAAAAUGUGCAGAAAGUUUUUUUUGCAAUUAGCAUUUUAUAAUUAUAAUUAUCACAGAAAAAACGACAUGAUUUCCAACUCAUAAUUCACAUGUAAGAAUAGUUUUGAUAAUAAUAAAGAGUGCAUCAGGAGCACGGUGGCGCCCCCAGCUGGUGGCGUGGAGGCUCUGCAGCACGUCCUCCAGAUCUCUGCAGCGCCACAGCAACAGCUGGAGUUACGUUUUUAAACAUCUGUGCUACAGAUUCAUUUUGCUGUUGCCAUGACAAAAAAACAUUUGCUCAGUUUCUUGUUAUAACAAGUUCCAAGAGAAAGUGUUUAGCAUGUUUAAUCAGUAUAUAAGCAUUUAACAAAAGGUUUUAACACACGAUGAUGCUGUUGUAAGCAGCUUGUUUAAGUAUUUAAGUAUUUCUUAAUGUUCACUCUUUGUUUAUAAAGACAUUUUCUGUUAUUACA
Messenger RNA from Seriola aureovittata, 4744 nucleotides. Its product is annotated as melanoma receptor tyrosine-protein kinase-like. Lineage: Eukaryota; Metazoa; Chordata; Actinopteri; Carangiformes; Carangidae. The transcript has 27 exons. Gene Ontology annotation, molecular function: ATP binding; epidermal growth factor binding; epidermal growth factor receptor activity. The record is from RefSeq and is a predicted model, not a curated record. Gene Ontology annotation, biological process: protein phosphorylation; cell differentiation; cell surface receptor protein tyrosine kinase signaling pathway. Gene Ontology annotation, cellular component: basal plasma membrane; signaling receptor complex. Bases 190 to 3741 code for a protein of 1183 amino acids.